UUGGGAAAGGCUGUUUCUUAUCGGACUGAUGGAAGUGAAUGCCCGGACGACUGACUUUUGUCCCUGUAUUUAGGCACACGAGGUAACCCUCGGUGUCGGUAUGGAUGAGCUAAAGCGGCAAUAUGGGAUUGGGUAUUAUGGGCAAGAAGGUGAGGGCGACUGCCCACUGGAGUCUGGGUAUCGUGCUCACGAUGGUUGAGCUGUGCUUGAGGGUAGGUAAAGGGAUGGCGUCGGAAGAAGCGGCUGAUGAACUGCGAAGCAAAGGAAGUCAGGGCACGGGUAGGGGUACGGAACGAAACGAAGCGUCAGUAAAGGAUCGAGAGUCGGCGAAACCACAGGGAAGCAGGGAAGAUGGGAAGGAUCUUUCGACAGGUGAAAGCUCGGGGAAAGCCGGGAGUAGCAAAAGAGGACCUCAGGAAAAUAGGAAGGGAAGAGACAAUGGAAGAUUGAGUCCUCGAAACUCAAAAGGGGCUACGCCCAAGAAAACGAAGAUCUCGGACGUCCGCUGUAAGCUGGCAGAGAUAGAAAAGCGGAUCGCAGAAUAUAAAGCGAGGCUUAUGGAGGAAAUGAUGGCUGGGAAUGAAAGGGAUUCCCUGGGAAUAGGGUCACGAGAGGAACGAAGGGUCAGCCAGGGCGAAAUCAGGCGCGGAGGGAAGGAUAACAACCAUAAGGGAACGCCUAGCAAGAAAGGGAAGGAAAAGGGGGAUGCUCCGGCUGUGGAGGCAGAAAAGGCUACGCCCCCGCUUGCAAUGGACAACGGGACUAGCCGCCUGCCCGCCACACCAAAAGUAGCAAAGGGUUGCGACGGACUUUGGAGUCUCAGAGAAAGGGUGCUAGGAUGGUUUGACCCUGAGGGUACGCCAAAGGCUGGGGAAAAGCACGGGGACAGCAAGGAAGGAGAAGGGACCAGUCCGGCGCAGCUGUCCCGACCUGCCCUCCCGCCCCAAGAGGCCGUAGUUCCGGCAACGGUGGCGAAUCGGGGGUAUGGCAGAAGGGAUCCGUCCAAUGAGCAAUGCAGGUAUUGCACAAUGGUCGGACAUUUCAUGUGGACUUGUCCAAGACUCAACCAUGAUAUCAUGAGACAGAGAUGCAGCAGGUCCCUUAAGGGUGAGAUUCUCGGACCCCAAGGAGAGCACGUAAAUCGGAAUUCGCUAGGAGGAAUGCGGCGUGUCGUCAUUGUCCUGAAUAACUUGGAUAUAGUCGCCGUAGAAGCAGAGCCGGUAGCCGAUAUUGUCUGGGACCAACCGAGGGGACGUGGACCACAGGCCAAUUUUAUCCUAGAGGGCAAUGGGCAGGAUAGGGUAAACAUCACCACCCGACGGGCCGGUGCGAAAAAGAAGCUUAUUCGAGACACGGUAAUGGAAGAGAUUGCUGGGACUGGCGCAGAUCAGGAAGAAACUGAAACUGGGGAACAAAAGGUCUACAGGAAGGCAAGGGAAGCGGAGCCGAUAGACAAGGUUACGACGACGAAACAGAAGUUCAGGUAUUAAAUCCCGAUUUUGACCUUGCCAGAGAUUGACGAUACCUUGAACAAGUUGUUGGGUACCAUGGUAUCGGUAUCCUUCCAGACCA
This is a messenger RNA of Chara braunii, 1572 nucleotides long. The record is from the annotation of a GenBank genome assembly. NCBI's taxonomy places the organism in Eukaryota, Viridiplantae, Streptophyta, Charophyceae, Charales, Characeae.